AUGCGCGAAUGGCGUGGCAAGGCCAAUUUGGAAUUGUACCUGAUGCAGAUCCUUCAGGACGGCCAGUUCUUGCUGGAGAAAGUCGAGGACCAGACUAUGAGACCACGCACCACUCAGGCCGAUACUAGAAAUGCAAAAGACAACAUCCUAGCGGAGGAGUUCUAUGACAAGGCCGUUAAGAAGUUGUUCGAAUUGAUCGAUGACGAGCCGAGCGCUGGCGGCAUCCCAGACGGUGUCCUAGAGAUCGGCCUUGCCAUCCUGAGAAAACUCGACGAUUGUAAAAAGCAUCGAGCAGCUGCGCAAACUUUUAUCGUAUCUCGCUGGCUAUUUUCAAAGUUCUUACUCAAUGCCAUCAUCUAUCCUGAGGCAAGUGCGGGGAUAAUGUCUGGCUACCACAUCAGCGAGCAUGCACGACAAAGGAUACUGAAGGAAGUCGCUAUUCGUGCGCAAAAGCACGUUUUGGAUAUGACGUACAACUGGAAGCAAAACAUACCUGUCCUCCCAGAAAUACGAUCACAUAUCGAAAACAUACUGUCCAGGUUCAAGUAUGCCAGAUCUCGUUCGAAGCCGGUGUUACUUCCUGCAAGGGCCAUUACAUCUCCUCGAGAGACUACCGAAGUUCAACCAUUUAUUGUGCUCUCAUCAUCUGAUAUUAUCACUCUUGUUAACACUCUCUUCCCUGAACGCCGGCCGCCAUCGAGUCAGACAGAUCUGGAUUCCCGAAGAAGUGGGCUAGCCUCGGCCGCUUCAUCUAUAUCGGGCGUGUCUCUUCCUUUCCGUAUACCUUCCACUCCCGGGGACUCAGGUUCCGUCUUCAGUGCUAGUGCAUCUUCCUUGACUAGCGACACCACCUCGCGUGAGCCGCUUCUGGAUUCAGCCGGUCAAAUGCCCGACGAGCAAGAGCCUGUACUCCAUGAUGUUGGCCAUACUGCUACCAGAAUUGCACCAACAGAAGAAUACGGCCGAAGGCUCCGGAUGCUAUGUUCAGAAAUGAGACGCAUCCUCGGCGUCGAAGCCGCAGCUGGUUCCUGCCAUCCAUGUGCGGAAAGAUGGGCGGUGCUUUAUGUGUCGCCAGAUGGCAAAGAGCUUCGAACCCGAUUGCGCAAAGAUGCAUAUGACGAAGAUGACACUGAAGAGGAGUCUCCUGAUAGCGAUAGCGGGGAUGAGGGCAUAGGCAAGGCAAUGGAUCUGGAGAGCGACUACCAUCAGCUGAAGCAAGCCGUUACGAAGCUCGUUCAAGGAUACGAGAUACCAAAGGAGUUCGCACCCGAAAGCGAGUCGAAGACCUUUAGUAACCGGACGUCAACACAUCGGCGAGACUUUCGAGCACACGUUGCUGCUCGCUCACAAAUGGCGUCCGAGCCCGACAGGAAUCCAUAUCACAACCAAAGUCAAAUUUCGGGUCUUAUUGCAAGCCAGACGUCAGCUGCGCUGGGGCGACAUCGACCAUUGCAGCACAAGCGAGACAGCGCUAACAUAGAGACUCACAAUGGACCUCAGGAAAGGGACCCGGUGCUGGUCAUCAUGCUCGAGGCAGCCAUGCAUCAAUGCCAGGCUAGAGCGGACUACGUCAACGCACACCUUUACUUUAGAACUUUACAGCAGUUGCGGAGGCUCUCUUCGCCUUCGCUGACGCGAAACGGCUACGCAUCUCUUCUUAACUACUUCUCGAGGGGGCCCCGUGAUUCGCUCGGACGAUCUGCGAGUGCCAUCGAACAGUUCGAAGCAUGGUCAGUCUCACUCAAGCAGUCCCAAGAAUGUCACGACUUGGCAGUCGAAGACAUGAUGCUUCGGCUGAAGCGUCUUCGCGACAAAAUGUGGUAUAUCACUGAUGUUCGAAACUCGGCCGGGUACGAUGAAGCGAGGAACAUUACUCUUGCACUUAAGAUCAUGGGCCAGCCAACUCGGACGCCGGACGGCAAGCCCACCCAAGCUCAUCGGCCGCGGAAUUUUUCGAAAACAUCUUCGGGCCAGUUCUUUAUGAAGACCGAAGCCCAAGUGUUCGACAUUAUGGCAGCUUCUCCCGACCAUGCCGGCCCCAACAAGCUUACUGAUGAGCAGUCGGACAUGACCCUGAAGUGGCUUACCCAAAAUGGCAUAGAGAACUUCUGCAAAGGCGAAGAAAGGAUACAUCGCUUCGCUCUUGAGAUCGAUAGAUGCGUCAACAAGCUUGUCGGUGAUGGUAUCCUUGACGGACCCGUCCUGUGGUCUAGCGAGCUGUAUCGUCGCGAUAAAGAAAUACUUGAUAACGGCCGACAGAAGGGGGAUUUGUUCCUUACAAGAGUAGGCACCUUGAGCUUCGCUGGCGAUGAUGACUAUGAGGAACAGCCCCGUCGAUCGGGCUUGAGGACUCUGGACUUCGCGCACCGUCCGAGCAACAGCAGCCUGCAUUCCAUUUCCCGCUGGAACGGAUCACAGUACAGCUUCGACUCCGGAAAUUGGAGCAGCAGCAGAGGGGUCGACAUCAUGGAUUCUCAAGACUAUUUCGGCUGGUCAAGCCCUGUGCUUGCAAUUGACUCUACCGCCACCUUCUGGUCACCCUUCCAGUCCGAGUUACAAGCUCAGUCUCCUUCCAGUGCCACAAGCCUCCGACCUCGCACUGCUUCGUCGUUAAGGAGUGGCAGGAUGCAUCAAAACUCCGCCGGUGCCAACGAUGAUAAGCGCCGGUUCCUACUAGACCUCAAGCAAACUCUGACUAGCCUUCUGCUCAGUGAUCUUGGUACACUUGUCUUCGGUCACGGCAGCGAGACAGAUGCAUGGUUCUCUGGAGAGCUUGGCGAAGAGUGUAUACAGCGGAAGGAAGAAGAGUAUCGCCAACGUAAACGGUCCCCUACGCGAAAGAAAGGCACAAAGAGCACACGAACAGAAAGUCGAUCGGGUCCGCUUGCGGAGCUCGGUCAUACUGAGAGGAGCGAUCCAGCGGUGCCGGUAGCAACGCUUCAGCAUCCAGGCCUUGGAAACUUGUCCGCUUCGGAAUAUUCUGCCUCCUCGACUGACGCUACGACCAGCGCUUCGAGUACAUCAGCAGCAAAGAAAGCUGGCUUGAGCAAGUUUCCCUACGACGUAGCCUUCCGUCGCCUCCUUCGCAAAUUCGCGACUCAUCCAAAUCCGUAUACCAAGCUCCAUGCACUCUGGGAGCUGGAGGUUCUGAUCAUUGCUUCACUCAACUCCUCUGGUCGGCACCACAACAACCGCAGGGACACCUUGCCCACGCUGCCCCAAUCACCGGAUUUUGGCGCAAUGCCUAAACUCAGCUCGCGACAUAAAACGGUGCAGGUCGACCGCGCGCAGAACCUCGAGGAAGCCAUCGCAAACUGCGAACAACGACGCUCUCACACCAUGGCGAUACCUAAGCAUACCGACACCUACCCCACCCACCCAUCAGACCCGCGGUCGCCCACCAAUCCCCCAAGCACUGACAUGAUCGUCGACGUGCUCCAAAGCCUCUUCCGCGAUGCCUCUAUCCGUCCCAAAACCCUCUUCCGCGACCUCCAAUACAUCGCCUCCUUGGUCCCCGCCCAAACCCUCGACCGCACCGAGCGCGGCAAAGCCUUCUGGGACGCCGGUCUCGCCGCCCUCGGUCUCAAGCAAGACGUCUGCCGCGUGAUGAUCGAGAUCGCGGACGACAUCGUCGCGCUGAACACUUCGAACCGGUCCGCAGCCGCGCAUGCCGCCGGCAGCGGCACCCCGAGCGUGCAGCAGCAGCAACCGAACGGGUCCGCCGUCGCUGCGCACAAUGGCGAUGUUGCGCCCACCAGCGAUCCCCUAUCCCGCUUUUCGAUGGCCGACGCAGCCACCAUGCUCAUCAUCACGGCGAAAGAAGGCGACGCGGUCGCGGAGCGCGAACUCGCCAUCUUCUAUCUCACGCAUCCGGACCUAUUGCCACGGACCGUGCUGCCGCUGACGAGGCCGAGAGAUGUGUUCAAGGGCGAGCUGCUGCAACGGGAUCGCAAGAAGGAGGAUCCGGUCCGCAGCGACCCUAUGACGAUGUGUGUCGCGCAGCAUUGGAUGGAGAUGAGUAAGCGGGGCGGGGAUGUAUUGGCGACGAAGUACUUGAGGGCGAGGGAUGAGAUGGAGAGGAUACCUUGA
This is a messenger RNA of Coniosporium apollinis CBS 100218, 4089 nucleotides long. RefSeq lists its product as uncharacterized. The transcript is spliced from 3 exons. NCBI's taxonomy places the organism in Eukaryota, Fungi, Ascomycota, Dothideomycetes. The coding region runs from base 1 to 4089 and encodes 1362 amino acids. The record is from RefSeq and is a predicted model, not a curated record.